This is a messenger RNA of Platichthys flesus (European flounder), 8502 nucleotides long. RefSeq names its product rho GTPase-activating protein 32-like. NCBI's taxonomy places the organism in Eukaryota, Metazoa, Chordata, Actinopteri, Pleuronectiformes, Pleuronectidae. The record is from RefSeq and is a predicted model, not a curated record. Gene Ontology annotation, biological process: small GTPase-mediated signal transduction. The transcript has 13 exons. Gene Ontology annotation, cellular component: Golgi apparatus; nucleoplasm; actin cytoskeleton. The coding region runs from base 196 to 5121 and encodes 1641 amino acids. Gene Ontology annotation, molecular function: GTPase activator activity.
AUCACCCACGCUCUGCUUUCUGAUGAACUCUCAUCGCGUCUUGUGAGCUUCUAGCCACAGACCAAGAUUAGUGUCUCUUUGUAGUUUGGACCUUUUUUCUUUCCUUUUAAACACCCUGUUAUAAAGGCGAGUCCAGCGCUAUGGAUCAGAGUGUCUAAGAAGCACGGGAAGCUGAUCACCUUCUUACGCUCCUUCAUGAAGUCCCGGCCCACCAAGCAGAAGCUGAAGCAGAGGGGCAUCCUCCGGGAGAGGGUGUUCGGAUGCGACCUCGGAGAACACCUCCUGAACUCAGGAUACGAUGUGCCCCAGGUCCUCAAGAGCUGCACCGAGUUCCUCGAGAAACAUGGUGUGACGGACGGCAUCUACCGCCUCUCUGGGAUUGCCUCAAAUAUUCAGAAACUGCGGCACGAGUUUGACUCUGAGCAGAUCCCCGACCUGACCAAAGAUGUUUACAUCCAGGACAUCCACUGUGUUAGCUCGCUGUGCAAGCUCUACUUCAGAGAGCUGCCCAACCCCCUGCUCACCUACCAACUCUACGAGAAGUUCUCUGAUGCCGUAUCAGCAGCAACGGAUGAAGAGCGGCUCAUCAAAAUCCAUGACGUCAUCCAGCAGCUUCCUCCACCGCAUUACAGGACUCUGGAGUUUCUCAUGAGACACCUCUCUCACCUGGCAACAUUCAGCUACAUCACCAACAUGCACAGCAAGAACCUGGCUAUUGUCUGGGCCCCCAACCUGCUGAGGUCUAAACAGAUUGAAUCUGCAUGCUUCAGUGGGACUGCGGCCUUCAUGGAAGUCAGAAUCCAGUCUGUGGUGGUGGAGUUCAUCCUGAACCAUGUGGACGUUCUCUUUAGCACUAAACUCAGCACACUUAUACGAGAGGGAGCAGGUCACAACUCGUUGUCACGGCCGAAGUCCCUGCUGGUUUCAUCACCCUCCACAAAACUAUUGACUCUGGAGGAGGCCCAGGCCAGGACUCAGGCUCAGAUCAACUCUCCGGUCACUGAAGACAGCAAGUACAUUGAGGUGGGCGAAGGUCCAGCUGCCCUGCAGGGCAAGUUCCACACCGUCAUCGAGUUUCCCACCGAGAGGAAGAGGCCGCCUAUUAAAUCCAAGAAGUCCCCUGUGGGUAGUUGGCGUUCUUUCUUCAACCUGGGCAAGUCUUCCUCCAUGUCCAAGCGCAAGCUUCACCGCAAUCCCAGUGAACCAAAUGAACUGAAAGCAAUGGCUCUCGCUGGAGGCAGAGGAGACACAGCAACGUUAAGAUCAGCCAAAAGUGAAGAGUCACUGAGUUCCCUGCAUAAUGUGGAAGGAGAGUCCAAGGUGUACCGUCCUCGGAGGCCACGCUCCAGCAGCGAUGCCCUGUCAGCAUCCUUUAACGGCGAGCUGCUGGACAGCCGGCAGCUCUGCAACUCCUAUGACAACCUGGACGGCACAGAGGACAGCGACGGAGACGACGGGCCCAUCUGUGUGCCUGCUCUCAUCUCACCUCCCCGCUCAGCAGGCGAAGACGUGGACCUCAGCCCACCAGACAUUGGCAUGGCCUCCUUGGACUUUGACCCCAUGUCUUUCCAGUGCAGUCUCCCAGACACCUCCUAUGCCUUCCCCCGAGAUGACUCACCAGCCGGGGCAGAGGCCUCCACAUUAAAGAGGAGCCCCGGCAGCAUCUGUGGCAAGACCAAUGGCUCUGACAUCUCUGCUGCCUUCCUGGGCUGCUUGUCUACCCCCUUGUUUCCCACAGACUUCAGUGGUGUUGCUGGAGAGAACAUGGAAAGCAAGAGAUUGACCACUUCCUAUUCUUAUACUGAUAAACCCACACAGGCUGUGUCGCCUAUUAAAUCUGGAAAGUCCAUUAGCAUGAGUCCUUUUACCAAUUCACAGAUUUUCUCUACAGAAAUGCCUGACACAGAUGUAGCUGGACAGGCUCAAUAUCCACAACCAUUACCUCUUCCUGUAAUACCCAAGGACUCUCCUCCCCUGAUGGGCAGCCUGCUGCUGAGGGCAGCUGAGCUGUCCUUGGGUGAAGCUUUCCAAAUGGAGCUGCACACGAAGCUGGCAGCAUUUGACAACAUAUACAGUCGAGAAGUGAAGGGAGAGGACAGUGUUCAGCAGGCACCGUCAGCCAGCAGCCCAAAUCACCAAGGAGUUUUAGCCUCAGCCCCGGACUCUUCAAAGGACCUCACCCCUCAUUCCCUCAGCUCCACAGAUCCCCCCUCUGCCCCUCCUCCUCCUCCCCCUCCUAAAAAUGCUGCCCGCAUGUUGGCCCUUGCCCUCGCUGAGUCUGCCCAGCAGGUCUCCAUCCAGUCUCAGUCAUGGUCCUCUGAGCCCGCAACACCGGUGUCCCCUCUGCAGUCGCAGGAUGCCUUUGACUUCCAGGAUUCGCCGCAUCAACUGGACCCACAUUUCCACAGUUCCUCUGAGGAGAUAGCUGAAAGGGGAAGUUCCCCACCACCAAACGGCACUGCUGCAGCUUCCACCACAGUCUCAUCUUAUCCCUCUGCUCCCAGUCCUCCAAUCAAACAGCAGCCGCUUGAGUUUACUGGCAUGAUCACCAAGCCAUCAGACAGUGCCAAGUCCUCAAGAGGUCCACCUGGACCACAGCCACCUAAAGACCCCACCCCACCAGACACUCCUUUUUACAAGUUCGCGCGACUCCCUAGUUCAUUAAGCCCGACUUCUCCAAACAGGAGAAGUCCAGAAAGACAGCAGGCUGUUGCAGGACAGGUCCCAGUCCAUACCAGCUCAUCCACUUCCACCCUAGCCUCCCCCCCCAGUGGCAGCUGUAAAGAUAAAGGAGUCUUACCACAACCUGGUCCUGAGGUUAAAUCAGAGGGAACUGCACCACCAGCAAUCCUUCCACAACCUUCAGAACAGCCGCCUCCGAUUGCUCAAAAGCCCAAAAAGCAGUCUGUGCCGCAGCAUCAGAAACACGCCCAGAGACAGACUCAUCUCCCUACACCGCCUCAACCUCAGACACAAGUCCAUUCCCAGCCUUCGAAUCUCUCAAAGGCCAGUGCAAGAGUGGCCCCCACCUCUGCUGAGCCUUUUGAGAAGCCUUGGGAGGCCAUUAGGCCAGUACAGCCCUGCACAGAUUCUGCAAAGUAUCACGACUCUUAUGGACCAAAACCUCCUGCCCCUCCUGUCCGCACCAUCGAGAGCAAGCUGGCCACUGCAGCGCUUAGCCAAAGUGAAGCCUCCUAUCACAUCUUGGAUGAGGGCCCUGCACCUGGCCACCAUGAAGAUGCUCUGCCUCACCAUCCUCUUUCUCCUCAUAAAUCUUCCAUGCACCAGCCAGCCUACUUGUAUCACGGUAAAGGAGAGGCUGUUUUAAUUGAACCUCCAGGAGCUGCAUACUACCACCAGAGACCUGUUCCUCUGGGCCUGCAGACCAUGCCACACCACUACCGGCCUGACAGUGUCCCCCCACACCUCUCCUACGUGUCCAAGUCUGAGCCUCAGAUACCUUACAGUGCCAGAGUAGACAACAGAUACAGCACUUUAGGCCCAAGGUCAUACCACCACUCCAUUAAGUCCAGAGGAAACCCCUGCAGUGUGUUUGUGUCUCCGGGCCCAGGGCAUCAGGGUUAUAGCCACGACCGAAACCAAGGCUAUCCCAACAUCCGUAGAGUGCACUCACUCCACGUUCCUUCCGCUGUCCGCUCAGUGCCCAUCCAAAGGACUGAGGUUCCUCCAGAAGACGACAUGUACGUCUACCACAGGCCCAUUUAUAAGUGCAAAGCCUACCAGCAGCCCCCGCAGCAGCCCCCACAGCAGGCCCAGCAGCAGCCCCCGCAGCAGUCCUCACAGCAGUCUUCACAGCAGUCUUCACAGCAGUCCUCACAGCAGUCCUCACAGCAGUCUUCACAGCAGUCUUCACAAGCGGACUACCACGUUACUCAACUGCAGCCUUACUUUGAGAAUGGGCGGGUCCAGUAUCGCUAUAGUCCGUACUCUGGUUCAAGCCCCCUGGAGGCUCCUUACUAUGACAUCGACCCUUAUGGCACCAUCCGAAUCCGGCACGUCCACUCUUAUGGCAGCCGAGAUCCCGGCGCUGCUGCUGGCCGACCAGGUGGAAAGGCGACUGGCUACCACUACCUUGCUCACCACGUUAUCCCACCAGGGAAGGAGCACAGCUUUGUGAGCAGGGACAUGCCCCCCAGCCAUGGGACAAAGGAAACUGCUUCUUACCUCUCUUGGGACCCCGAGGAGUCAGAAAGGCUUCGCAUGCACUCCAUCCGCAGGGAGAGCCGGGCCAGACAGAGGAUUAAAGGCCCUGUCCUCUCUCAGUAUGACAACGUCGGCUUGUUCACACCACCAGAUAUUUCAGGUUAUGAAACCCUACACCUGCGCAGUAAAUCUGACCCAGGUAAAGCUGUGCUGCUUGUAGCCGAAUGCAAAGAUGGCCGCUACCUCCCCAGACACAUGGUGUCAGACCCUGACGUCCUCAUGUACAUGGAGACUGACAAGCACGUCCAUGGCAGUGUAGCGGGUGACAAGUCGGAUGGACAUACCAAGCAAAGCAGUUCCAAAAAAUCGUCUCACUCCCUUCCUGCUACUCUGAGCCACAGUCUAUCCCAUCAGCAGGAGAGUGGUCGACACGAGGCCAAGUACGAGACUGGAGACGACCAGCUGUGUGGAGACAGCGGCAGGUCGAAACACUGGCAGCAGGAGUAUCCCACCCAGAGGAACUUCCAACCAAGGUACGAGUGUCCUGAAUCUGACCAGCACCAGAGUAAAGUGAAACCGUUGAGCGGCUACCACAGUGCGGAAGACCCGCCCUCAGCUCCAAGGGAACAAGUUGCCCGCUCCAAAUUGGAGCGAUCGCACAGCGUCCGAGAGCAGCAGCACUACAACCAGGGCAUAGCCGAUGUGGACAGAGACUACUCAUAUCAGAAACACGGCACGAAACCGCCACAGUCCCACUAUGAUAACUUGGACGAUUACCACCCAGUACCUCAACCUCAGGCUCCGGUCCAAAAACGUGGAGGCCCCGGCUCCUUUCCCGCCCCUGGGUUCUCAGCGAGCCACAGCAACAGAGCGUACUCCACAGCACUGGGCCAGGGAGGCUAUAUCCAGACUGAGCUGGCCAUGCAGAGGUCAGAGACAGAGAUCCGUACAGAAUGAAGCAUUUAGGGAGGAAACAUGUGAAAUUAUCUUUAGCUGUGUUGAAGAAAGACUAAUGAGCUAAGGUUGAGCAGCCUCUGCAGGACAGUGGACUGUCGCAUCACCGAUAUUUUUGCUCCUUUGUAUUUUAAUGAAUUGUAAAGAAAAUUGUAAGACUUUUGACAAAGUCUUGAAUGUACCUGAAAUUACUGUUCAAGAGGUCAUGUUAUUGUGAUGGAUUGAGACAGUACCCAGUCAAAAAUGUAUAUGAUAUGAAAGACGUAAGGUACUUUCAACAGGAACUACAAAAUGUAAAAUAUAUAUAUAUAGACAAUAUAUAUAUAUAUAUAUAUAUGAAUUUAGAAUCGAUAGUAAAAAGGGAUUUUUAGUUGUAUUUUUUUUAGGCGUGGCGCUGGGUAUGGGCAUCAACAGGGAUUACGGUUUGCAUUUUAAAAAUGCAUGCACUCUAUCUCUUACAGAACAGUUCUGUGUAGUUCACUAUCCAUUGCGUUCUUUCUGGAUGUUACAGCACAAGUUAUUGAAGGAGGAAACAUGUAGGUCAUGACGCCCCCACUCUGCUAAUAUGUACUCAAGUAGGCGGCACGGUGUAUCCAUGUUUGUCUUGAAGAAUCCAGCUGAGAGAGAAUUUUUAAUAAGGAGCUGCAGUGGGUUUCUUUCAGUUAAUAUAAAGCUUAUCAAUCUCUCAUUUUCUCUGUGACUGUGCCAUUUUUCAUAACUUUGCUAUAAAUAGAUUUGAUUUCUUCUGAUGGAAUGUUUUGGUACUUGUCUGUUCUCACAUGGAAGAGGGACCAAAAGAAUCGGGGUAGUUGUUGCACAUAAAGUGGGGAAGUGUGUCAUGGCUUUAGAUGUGUACCCAGGUGUGUCAGAAGUUGUUUUAUUUUGUCAUCACAAUCAAAGUACUUUAAUGAACUGGACUAACUGAACAAAUCUGAAAACGACAUCCUCUCAAACAACGUGGCAAGGAACAUGUUGCCGCUGCUUUGUGCAAAGAAAAAAACUUGGUGACGAGCCUUAAAUUUUGUUCCUACAGACGUGAUUUUGUUUACGGUCAUUGUCAUACAAGCCUAUUGUCAUACUGCACAAACAAUGUGAUAGAAUUCAGAUCACUCUUGGGGAUUCUUGGCAGUUCAGGGUUUGCAGGUGACCUGCUGUGGUUAUUCAGUUUUGUAUCACUUCACUGGUCCUGAGUUUAAAACACUGGGGGAUGGAAAGUUUUUUUAAGAUAUCUGGGGCCACUUUUUUCAAGCUGGAUACUAAUGUAUAGUACAUUCAUCUGGUAUUAUACUACAUGACCUUUUGGUUCAUCAUAAUGGAAACACUAUAAUAUGUUCAACUGUCUAAAUCCAGGUUGUACUCUGUAACCGUUUUACUUCUAUAUUGCUUGCAGGUUUUGCUCCUCUUGCCUUAUCUAAAGCCUCUUCCUUUUCAGAUGGGGUGUUAAAGUAAGGCACUGUGUACUUGAAUGUGAAAACACUCUUGUCUCAAACUUGAGGUAUCUAAAGUUAGAGAUGAAAUAAAUAAAACUGGUCAGGAAUAACUGUAAUCCAUGUGUGUUAUUAUGUGCAUGAUGUCUCUAAUACACUUGUGGUUUGUUUCAGAAUCAUGUCAAAUCUACGACGGGACACAAAGUCAUCGCAGUCAUCAAGCCUAGCUUGGAAAGGAUUACAAAGUAUUGCCCAUGUUGUGGGGACCUAAAUUUGUUUACAGUCACAUUGUGGGCAAUUGUCUUCCUUAGGGGGACAUAAAGCGAGGAAAACAAUGUAAAGCAUUAGAUCUGAAGGUGGAGACUUAUUUUAAGGUUAGAGGUUAAGCUAGUAGUAACUUAGGUUAAGUUAUGUAAUGUCCUCAAGAAAUGGGAAUUUGUUUGUUAAUAGUAAAUGGUCUGUAUUUAUAUAGGCUUUUCUAGUAUUGAUGACCAUUAAAAGCGCAUUGUGUGUGUGCGUGUAAAGGGCUCUAUCAACUUCAAAUGUUUUUUUAACCAGAACACAGUAUAUUUUAAAUAAAUACUUUUCAAAGUAGUGACAUGAUUCCACUGCACUGGUGGUAACUUGAAGAUCAUCGGCCAAGUCGGUCUUUUUUUCAGGUACGCUGAUACAUCUUUCUGUUAAAACACACAUUUUUUAACAACAUAGAAGAACAGUUGGUCACCUAUGUAAUCAUAUAGACAAUAUACUGACAUGUCAACAAUACAAUGAAAGAUGAGUGAUUAUCAACGUCGGUAACAUACACAAUCCAUUUCUUCAAAUAUUUCAACAAUUCAUAGAUUUAGAAAAAAGGCAAUUGGUUUGAACUUCAUUCGUUUCACCCAUCCAGUCAGUCUCGGUUGGAGUUUCAGACUCGGACGUCUUCAUUUUAUUAAAAAGAGGCGUAGGAACAACAUCUGCUGGAACAGAUGUUAUACUGGAAGAUAAAACACUUAAGCCAAGAGAUAAAAGAUACCAGUAGAAUUAAAGGAAUACUUGUGAUACAGUUCACCUGACCAAAUAGAUUGCUACAUGUAUUUUCAAUAAUAUGCUAAAUUAAGGCAUUAAAGAAAAAGGCUGUCUAGGUGUCAUACAUUCAUUAAAACAUGAAAGUUGGUUUUGAAUCAAAAUCGUUUUUCAGCAUCAGUGAUCAAGCUGAUCACAGCUUUGACACCACAGGCCCAAGCUCAUGAGCUGCAGCUCAAUAUUUAGAUUUUCUCUGCUCUCAUAAUACCACGUGAUAAUCGAGUUGUUUUUUAUCUUCAUACUCAUACAGGCUUAAAUAAAACAUUCCUUCUGGGAUUAGUUUUCUAUACUUAUUGGUUAGUAAUGUUUAGCACUUAAUUCAGAAUAAAGUGCCAAAUAGAUUUGUUAAGAGUUAUUCUGAGAUAUCCUUGUGACAUUAACACACGAAUCCAUAAAAAUACAAGACUACAAAGAAGGUUACAAGAAUAACUAUUUUUAUCUAAAGCUAAUAGAAUCUGUUAAAUAAGCCAAGUAACCAUAUUUUUUAUAUACUAGUUCAAAACCAAAACAUGGGCAUGUGUUUUAGUUAUAUUUGUUCAUAGGACACAACGAAAACCUUUAUAACAAAGACACAACAAUCACUAUAAAAGGUAUCUGCAAAGGUACAGCAGUCCACUAUGGUAGAUAAUGAAUUAAUCAAGUGAAUACUGUUUUAAAAAAUGUUUAAUAAAAAUGUAAGUUUGAGAUCAUGGAGCCAUUUACUUUAAUUUUGGUUUGAGAAAUGUGGACUGCGUUUUUUUGGCACACACAUUCACAUAUAUCUUAUGACAAGAUAUACUUUGUUUAAGUUUAAAAAGCUUUUCAUAUUUACAAUGGGCACUUUAAUUUAAUAUGACAGCUUUUCUGUUGAUUUCAUUUUGUCUUUAAAAUACAAUGGAGCAGGAAUUGAGCA